Molecule: messenger RNA, 2793 nt
Organism: Papaver somniferum (opium poppy)
Lineage: Eukaryota; Viridiplantae; Streptophyta; Magnoliopsida; Ranunculales; Papaveraceae
Exons: 4
Coding region: 513-2654 (713 amino acids)
Biological process (GO): negative regulation of DNA-templated transcription
Source: RefSeq, a predicted model, not a curated record
UCCCGGGUUUUUCCGUCAAAUCUCACUCUUUCUCUUUCUAAAAAUAAGUCGUUAUUCCCUUUCCCCUUUUCCCCUACCAAUCCAUUCUAAUCUCUGCAUCUUCCCCUUCACAAGAAACUCUUACUUCCUCCUCCUCAUGGUAUGAAUCUGCAAACCCUAAAAACUGUUUUAAUCAAAUUCUUCUUAUUAGGUGUUUUGUGUUUCAUACAUUGUAAACAUCGAAACAUCCAAGUCUGGAUCUGAAUGGAUAUUCUUUGAUUAGAUUUCAACCAAGCAAAGCAGCUAAGUGUGAAGAGACAAGUAUAAGGUUCUGUCAGAUAGAAUCAUAAGUUUGAUAAACGGUCGGAGAGCAGUUUGGAACAAUUAAUUUUGACAGUGGCAUUAGAAAGUGGAUGCCACUGUUGAUUAAGCUGAAAACUGUUGGCGUGGACAUUGUGAUCCAGAGAAUGGUUCUCUAUCUUCUUUAUUAGAAACUAGUGAGUUUUGUGAUAGAGAAACCGUGUUUUACUGAGAUGGAUAGCAAGGAAGAUAAUUACUUGGCAGAAGGUGUGGAUCGUCUCCAAAUUGUUGCCGAGGAUGUGGAUCCCUCUAUUUCCCCGUUAAAGAUUACCAUGUCACCAAAGUCUCCGAGGUCUCCUAAAUCAGCUCAUGGAAAGCAUGUUACGAGCAAGGGGAGCCCAGUGAAGCAUGAUAGGCAUUCACAUUCUCCAAAAGAUGGACGCCCCAAGAAAGGUGGAUCAGGCGGAAAGGGAACAUGGGGAGGCAUACUUGAAACAGGAGAUGAUAACACUGUUGAUCCAAACGAUCCCAACUAUGAUAGUAAUGAGGAUAACAGUCAUUCAAACACAACAAAACCACUUGGCGUUUUUGAUGAGUACAAGAAGAAGGCUACUGUAAUAGUAGAGGAAUACUUUGCUACAGAUGAUGUUGUGUCUACUGCAAAUGAACUAAGAGAACUUGAUAUGCCAGAAUAUCAUUAUUAUUUCGUUAAGAAGCUUCUCUCUAUGGCAAUGGAUAGGCAUGCCAAAGAGAAAGAAAUGGCUGCUGUGUUAUUAUCUACACUUUAUGCUAAUGUGAUCGAUCCACCACAAUUUUACAAAGGCUUCAGCAAAUUGGUCGAAUCAGCAGAUGAUUUGAUUGUAGAUAUACCGGAUACUGUAGAUGUUCUUGCGUUGUUUAUAGCUAGGGCAGUUGUUGAUGACAUACUUCCUCCAGCAUUUUUGACAAAACAGUUGGGAUCGUUACCGAAGGACUCGAAAGGGGUUGAGGUUAUAACAAGAGCUGAGAAAAGCUAUUUAUCAGCUCCACUUCAUGCAGAGAUCAUUGAGCGCAAGUGGGGCGGAAGCAAGAACAAAACCGUUGAGGAUGUGAAAACUAACAUAAACAAUCUGCUUGUAGAAUAUAUAGCAAGUGGUGACAAGAUGGAGGCUUUCAGGUGCAUCAAGGAUUUGAAAGUUCCUUUCUUCCAUCAUGAGAUAGUCAAACGGGCUCUUAUACUGGCAAUGGAAAGGCGGGCCUCCGAAGAUCGUCUCCUUGAUUUGUUGAAGGAAGCUGCUGAGGAAGGUUUUAUUAAUUCAAGCCAAAUGACAAAAGGUUUUGGCCGUCUUAUUGACACAGUGGAUGACUUAUCUCUUGAUAUUCUUAGCGCAAGGGAUAUUCUGCAGUCCUUGAUAUCCAAAGCAGCAUCUGAAGGUUGGUUAUGUGCUUCAUCUCUAAAAUCUCUGAGUUUCCAAAAACAAAAGCAAAUAGAAGAUGACACUGCCAGGGUUUUCAAGCUCAAGGCCCAGUAUAUUAUCCAGGAGUAUUUCUUGUCAGGUGACAUAUUAGAGGUGAUUAGUAGCCUUGAAUCAGAGAAGUACAAUUCUUCUUCUGAACUAAGUGCUAUGUUUGUGAAAAAACUAAUAACUAUAGCAAUGGAUCGUAAAAAUAGAGAGAAAGAAAUGGCAUCUGUAUUGUUAUCAUCGUUAUCCUUGCCAGCAGAUGGUGUCAUAAAUGGUUUCCUGAUGCUAGUUGAAUCUGCCGAUGACACUGCCUUGGAUAUUCCAGCUGUUGUGGAGGAUCUUGCAAUGUUCUUAGCUAGGGCAGUUGUUGAUGAAGUUUUGGCUCCACAACAAUUAGAGGAGAUUGGAUGCCAAUUAACGGGUCAAGACUCAAUAGGAAGUAAAGUACUUCAAAUGGCGAGGUCAGUGCUCAAGGCUCGACUUUCUGGGGAGCGGAUCUUAAGGUGUUGGGGUGGAGGUGGGAGUAGCAGGCCUGGAUGGGAUAUUGAGGAUAUUAAAGAUAAGAUUGGAAAACUCUUGGAAGAGUAUGAUUCAGGUGGUGAGUUACGAGAAGCAUUCUGCUGCAUAAGGGAGCUAGGUAUGCCAUUUUUUCACCAUGAAGUUAUCAAGAAAGCGCUGGUAGCAGUUAUGGAGAAGAAGAAUGAAAGAUUGUGGGGUUUACUAGAACACGGUUUCUCCGUAGGAGUCUUUACUCCAGAUCAGAUGAUGAAAGGUUUUGGGAGAGUUGCGGACUCUCUUGAUGACUUGGCUUUAGACGUUCCAGAUGCUGAACAACAAUUUACACGUUAUGUGGAACGAGCCAAAGCUGCAAGUUGGUUGGACUCUUCGUUUCCUGCUACACGAUACGUAAUACAAACUGGUGCUUGUUCUUGAGAUUUUGGAAGCAUAUCGAGCGUGGUUUGGUCUUUAAACUCCUGCUGCAUUUUUCAUGUUUUCCUUUUCCUGAAUCUCUGUACUUCUCUUCUCCCUAUCCGAUAUUUACUUUACUUACAGUAAACUAUAUGUUUCUUUG